Messenger RNA from Coccidioides posadasii C735 delta SOWgp, 1151 nucleotides. RefSeq names its product mitochondrial 54S ribosomal protein uL24m. The record is from RefSeq and is a predicted model, not a curated record. Gene Ontology annotation, cellular component: ribosome; mitochondrion. Gene Ontology annotation, biological process: translation. Gene Ontology annotation, molecular function: structural constituent of ribosome; RNA binding. Lineage: Eukaryota; Fungi; Ascomycota; Eurotiomycetes; Onygenales; Onygenaceae.
AUGCAGAAGGUAAUACGACGCACGGUCCUUGCCAGCAAUCAAGCCAAACGUAAGGCGCGGAUUGAGGCUGCUAAGGACCGCCAUGAACAGAUAAAAUCCAUAUUUCGUGAGAAAGUUGCGCUUCAGCGCAGCCUUCUCGACGAAGCAGCGGAGGAGCGCCGAAACCGACGAGAAGAUUGGAUGCGAGGCCCCCUAGCGCCGAAAAGGGACUUUGGAGACCGCAAUGGGUUAUACGGGACCAUUUCAACCAACAGGCUCCGGAUGCCCAGAGUGCUUGAGGAACAAAGGAUAAAAUACAUGACAAUUGCGCCUGGGGAUCGAGUGUGCAUGGUGCGAGGAAGAGAUAGAGGCAAGAUCGGCAAAGUUCUCAAUGUCGAUGCUGAGUCUGAAACUGUUACUAUUGAAGGCAUCAAUAUUUACGAUGUGGAAUUCCCCUCGUUUGCAUUGGCUGGGGAUAGUGACAAGCGGCCGUUCCGACCGUAUCCAGUACCUGUUCCGAUCAACGACGUGCGCCUUGUUGUGCCCCUCGAGGAUCCUACCACAGGGCAAGUGAAAGACGUCGUGGUUAAGAAUGCAUACGGUGGUGCUCCGUUCCUCGAUCGGCCUUACGGAUCAAAUACUCCCAAACACACCCGCUACAUAUCAGGCCUAAAUGUUGAGAUCCCAUGGCCCGAAACGGAGAUUCCUGAGUACAAAGACGAGCCAAAUGACACGCUUCGUAUCGAAGUCGAAGCUAAAACCUACGUUCCUUCCCUCCAAUCCUUCCCUAUGCCGGAGACCUUAAUAGACGAAUUGAGAAAUAAAUACUCCAAGUACCGAACCCGCCAUGAUCCUGAGUAUGUCGCGAAGAAGCAGGAAGCGGAUGUGUAUCAGGAGUGGCUGAAGACCAGGACGAUGCUCACACCGAAGACGCAGUAUUUGCAAAAGAAAGUGGAAAAGAGGAUUAAGGAACGAGAGCUUACGAAAAACGAAGAUGGAAAUUACACACUGUCGAAAGACACCGCCAAUUUCAUCGAGAAGUUCAUGGCGAGCAAGCUACAAGGCGCGGCAACUAACGCAUCUCCCUCUGCUUGAAACCUUCCCCUUUCCGGAUUAUGGCGUUUAAAAAUGGUGCAAUAUUAAGGCAGGGAAAUAUUUUUUGUACGGUUACU